Molecule: messenger RNA, 264 nt
Organism: Pelobates cultripes (western spadefoot toad)
Lineage: Eukaryota; Metazoa; Chordata; Amphibia; Anura; Pelobatidae
Source: the annotation of a GenBank genome assembly
AAAAAGUGUGCAUUCUUUACUCCAUCAAAUCUUUUGAAUGAUAAAUAUGAAUGUCAACUAAAUCUUGAUCACGAUGACAUUAAUAAGGAAGAGUUCCUCAUUGAGAGAAUGACUUCAGAGUUUAUUUCUGUUGCUGCUGCACAAGACGAAAAAGAAACGUGGAAGGACAGUCCCCUCGAACUUUUGCAGUUUAUUCUAAAAUACCAUCUUGAGAACUCAGUUCAAAAUAUUGUAAUACUGCUGCGAAUUUUCCUCACAAUUGCU